GUCGAUUCACGAAGACUGUCGUGCUGACAACUUCGUAACAAUGUUACCAUUUCACGUCGUAGUCCUUGAAGAAAUCAAUUCGCCGGAAGUUGCUGUCAAUGUUGAGAAGACAAAAUAGUCUUGCUCAAGUCCAUUUGUUAAACCGAUGCAGUGUUUCAAUCGGAAUAGCGAGGUCAAGGCUUGUUUGGAAGGACGAUUGCACGAGGUCAAGGUUUACAGCAAAAAGAUAGAAAAUAUUGGUAGAAUGACGGCCUUGACGCAGGAAGAAAUUGUGACUGGCGCCAAGUUUGUAAUCCAAGGGUUGGAUGCCCUACGUCUAGAACAUGGGGGACUGUUACAAGCCCUGCAAACUCAGGAUGCACCAGUUGCAAGAGACAAAGUUAACUUGCUAUCAAAAAAUAUUGAACGGAUAGAGUUGGGCAUUGUUGAGGCCCAAGUUAUGAUUGCUCUUGCGAACCACUUACAAAUAGUAGAGGCUGAAAAACAAAAACUUAGAACACAAGUAAGAAGGUUGUACCAAGAGAAUGCCUGGUUAAGAGAUGAGUUGGCUGGAACACAGGAAAAAUUGCUAGCCAGUGAACAAGCACUAGUCCAAAUGGAAGAGGAAAAGCAUCAUAUAGACUUCAUGGAAAGUAUGAAGCAGUAUGAUCCUGAUCCAUCUGUGGAUGAUGACAAUGCUAAAAACAAACCACCAGAUGAUCCCGUAGUUGAUCUAUUCCCCGAUGAUGAUAGGGACGACCGAAAUAGUAAAUCAACAUCACCAACACCGCAUUCGCAAUUGGCACAACAAGUAAACGCUGGAUACGAGAUACCUGCGCGCUUGCGUACGCUGCACAAUUUGGUUAUACAGUAUGCGAGUCAAGGCCGUUAUGAGGUCGCCGUUCCUCUAUGCAAACAAGCGUUAGAGGAUCUAGAAAAGACUUCUGGUCAUGAUCAUCCUGACGUCGCCACGAUGUUGAAUAUCCUUGCUUUAGUGUAUAGAGAUCAAAAUAAAUAUAAAGAAGCAGCAAACUUAUUGAAUGAUGCUUUGGCUAUUCGUGAAAAGACACUCGGUGAAAAUCACCCUGCAGUUGCUGCUACGUUGAACAACUUAGCUGUUUUAUAUGGAAAGCGGGGUAAAUACAAAGAAGCUGAACCACUAUGCAAACGAGCUCUCGAUAUUCGAGAAAAGGUUCUCGGUCACGAUCAUCCUGAUGUCGCGAAACAGCUAAAUAAUCUGGCGUUGCUCUGUCAGAAUCAGGGCAAAUACGAUGAAGUGGAGCGCUAUUACUUGCGAGCGUUAGAAAUCUACGAGGACAAACUUGGUCUGGACGAUCCUAAUGUCGCGAAGACAAAGAAUAAUUUGGCAUCGUGUUAUUUGAAGCAGGCAAAAUAUAAGGACGCGGAAGUUUUAUACAAACAAGUAUUGACUAGGGCACACGAAAAGGAAUUUGGAGCUAUUGCUGGCGAUAAUAAACCAAUCUGGCAGGUUGCAGAAGAAAGAGAAGAGAAUAAACAUAAAAAUAAAGAGAAUGCUCCAUAUGGAGAAUAUGGAGGUUGGCACAAAGCUGCAAAGGUGGACUCACCUACAGUCACGACAACUUUAAAGAAUCUUGGUGCAUUAUACCGAAGGCAAGGAAAAUACGAGGCAGCAGAAACUCUAGAAGAUUGUGCUUUCAGGUCACGAAAAGAGACAUUGGAGUUCGUGAAACAAGGGAAAGUCGCACAGAUUUUAGGGGAAGAAAAAGGAUCGACGAGACGCGGCUCACGAUCCAGUUUAACCAACAGCGAACACGAGCAACAUGACGAGGACCGGAAGUAUUACGUUCACGCGCAGUAAAGGAUACUACGUAAGAGAACUAUACGCGAAACGAUAACGCAAGGUUGAUAAAAGGGCUCUGCAUUGUUUAGUUGAAACAUUGACUGACGUCCACUUAAUGUGAAUCGUUUAACGUAUAACAGCACAUUCCAACUGCUUUUCUCGAUCAAUCAGACGCACCGUAAUGAAGUACUCCAUGUUGCUGCUCGUGCUCGAUACGGGACGAUUAUGGCUUCGUGCUAGCGACUGACCAUUUGGAAUAAAAAGCAAAGAGAGGAAACACAGAAUGUUUGCAAGGCGAAUUGGUUUAUCCUGCUUCGAUCGUGUACUUAAAUCAAAAACACAGAAUCCAAGUCAAUUUUUUGCGUUUUUUUUGUCUAUCCGAUAGAGGAACGAGAGAGAAUUCACUGUUGCAAGUUACAUUGAUCCAAAAAGUAAAAAAGAAAAUCGCGAUAUAUUGAAUUUUUCCUCGCAUUGUGCAGUAAGAGCGACGAACAGUUUUCUUCUCAGACAUUAUGCGUCCAUAUUACAUCUACAUGCAUCCGAUCAGACCGUAUACACGUAUACAUAUCCCUUUUGUUGAUCACUAUACCAUAUUUAAAGUACCGCGAUAACGUGUAAUCAUUCCACGAGCUCUAGCUUCUGUCGAUCGAGGCUCUGAAAGAGCCAGGAGAAAAAGGCAUUCAUAUUUAAACAUAUGGGGAACAUUUGUAUGUCGCUUAGCAUUAUUGAAUGUAUUCUUAUACACAUGAAAAUACACAUACACCGUGCACGUUAGAAUAAUGCGAGUAUAUUCAUUGUCAUAUUAAAGAGUGUAACAAGCUGAAAGGGGGAGAGUCGCGUUUUCCUUUUCAUUUCUGUCGUGGAGUUUAAUUAAGCAAAAAGAUAACGUGUAAACAAGCUGAAAGAAAUUGAAAGAGCCAAUCUGCCGGGCGAUGUUGAUUUCUCUGUUCUAUUUAUAAUCGUACAUUUAAGUACUUAUAUUAUAUAUUUACAUAUUUGCAAAUAUUUAAUUUAUUCUCUUUGCGUAUGUUCCGUUGUUUAAACGACGAUACUAGUGCGAGCAUGACGGAUAUUAUACGUUGUAUUAUAAGAUUGCAAUUAUUUAAAUUAUUUUGAAGAGGAGGAAACCGAAAGUUCUAGAUCUUUCCUUUUUCUUUUUUUUCUGGAGACACUUUUAUUGGAGUGCGCGAAACAAGGAUUCCAUUGGUAAAUUUGUAAUAUUCGUGCUGAAUAUCGUAUACUUUCGAAAGUCAGGAAUUAUAUUGUAAUCGGCUAUGAAUUAAAACUAAGUUUGAGAAAUCCUUUGAGAUCGUUGAGCAAUUACGACGAUAGAGAAUGAUGAUCAUUUGAAUUAGUCGAGUCCUCACGGUAGAUUUAAGCUUUGUUCGAGUUAAAGACCUCACAUUUGUGUUUCGAAUACAGCGUUGUCAUUUUCUGUCAGUUUCAUACAGCACAUGUCAUUUAACUAAUAUUUCAUUGCGAAAUCAGUUGCUAUAAUGGCUAAUAGCUAUACCGUUUGCUACAUUCAAUUACUGAUAAUGAUCAUGUUUUGCGCUAUAAUCAUUGAGAUGAAUACAUGAACAAGCAUGGAAAUCAUUAUUACGAAUAAUUAAUAAUUUAUUCGUAUUGUACAGUAAUUAUAAUUGCUUCCAUAGCAACUGCCGAUGGAAGGCAACUAUAAUUGUGUUUAGAAAUACUAUGCCAGAAAGUAGCUAAUGUAAUCUAUUUAUGAGACAUUUUCAUCAUUAUUUGAUGACAACGAACAAGCUAAUCUUGCAAAGAGCUACUGGUAAAUUAUUAAUAAUAUUAUUACAAUAUGCAUAAGAAUGCUGCAUAAGAAUAAUAUAACAAAUUGAAAAAAGGAGCAACUUUUACACAAUGGCUGCUUGCUUGUUUAACACUAUUCGCAUGUGUAUAUUAAAUAAUUGUGAAAGAAUUAAAAAGUCUUUCAUUUGAUUGCAAAAUUUUUAUAAUGUGGGUUCCAUUGGACUGGCCUAGUUCAAAAGAUUUAAGAUUACACCCAGGAUAUGGAUGUAUAGCAAACAUUUACAGUCGUAGCGAUAGUUCAUUCUCAAUUUUUAUGCAAUAUUGGUCGCAAGACGAUGAUUUGAUUUCGAUUUUACGAGGAUGAAUUUUGAUUCGUAAUUACGGAUACGACCUCAAUGAUAGGUUCUGCGUAUAUCGAUGACUCUUAGUCAGUUUUAAGUAAUCAUUUUCCCUCUGUCAUUAAUUGUCUUCAUUCUCUUAGUACAUGUUUUCAUUUGAUUUUCAUGUGUGCUCUCAUUACCCUGGAAAAAUAUGCAUUUAUUGAUAUACGCUAUCAUAUUCUGCGCCUGAGAGCUUGGAGGCCUAGAAUUAGUAGUUUUUAUUCUGUCUUAGGUGCUUUUUAUUUUACCAAUCAACCUUAACAGAGAUAUUUUUUGCUUCUUGGUAUCUUGGUUAUCAGCACAAUAUAGCGCACCAUAAAACAAUUUUUUCACAAUUAUCACAGCUGGAUUUUAAUAGUAUCUUUAAGUGCAAUUUAUGUGCAAUCUAAUUAGGAUUAAUCUUUUAACUUCAGUUAAAUGAUAUGCAGUUAUUUAUAUGAUAUGUAACAUUGACUGCUUUAAUUAGUCAGUUUUUAAACUCAUGUGGAGUAAAUCUCAUCAGAGAUCCAUUUAUAAUGCAUGCUCAGCAUCGCAUAUGCGGCCAAAGCACAUGUAAUUCUUAGACGCUUUAUUUUGGGCUUUUAUUAUAGUUUAUUAGAUGUUAUAGUAAUUUUUUUUCCGUAUGAAAGGGGUUAAUUUUUU
Molecule: messenger RNA, 4590 nt
Organism: Eufriesea mexicana
Lineage: Eukaryota; Metazoa; Arthropoda; Insecta; Hymenoptera; Apidae
Gene: Klc
Product: kinesin light chain
Exons: 7
Coding region: 146-1819 (557 amino acids)
Biological process (GO): microtubule-based movement
Cellular component (GO): kinesin complex; cytoplasm
Molecular function (GO): kinesin binding
Source: RefSeq, a predicted model, not a curated record